AUGGACGCCGCGCGCGCGGGGCGUCGUGAGACUUUUCCACCCAUCGACGCCCGCGAUCGCGUCUCGCGGGCCACGACCGGCGCGUCUCGCGUCCCGCACACGCGCGCGCGCGACCGCGAGCGUUCGCCCGCGCGUGCGAUGCCGCCGAAGAAGCGCGCGACGGCGGAGGCGGCGGUGGAGAACGAUGAGGAGGAAGAACUGCUGGAUUACGACGACGUCGCGAACGCCGCGGGGACGAACGCGCCGGGCGACGCCGUGGACGACACCGCGGACGGAACGACGGCGAAGAAGGGGUACGUCGGGAUUCACUCCACGGGAUUCCGUGAUUUCUUGUUGAAACCCGAGUUGCUGCGAGCGAUCGUCGAUUGCGGGUUCGAGCACCCGAGCGAGGUUCAACACGAGUGCAUUCCGCAGGCGAUCUUGGGGAUGGACGUGCUGUGUCAGGCGAAGAGUGGGAUGGGUAAGACGGCGGUGUUCGUCAUCACCGUCCUGCAACAACUCGAACCGACGCACGGAGAGGUCGGGGCGGUGAUUUUGUGUAACACGCGAGAGUUGGCGUAUCAAAUUUCGCACGAAUUCGAGCGAUUCUCGACGUUUCUCGGGGACGUGACGACGGCGGUCGUGUUCGGAGGGAUUCCCAUCAAUCAACAGAGGGAACAAUUGAAGUUGAACCCGCCGAACAUCGUCGUCGGGACGCCGGGGAGGUUGAAGGCGCUCGCGAACGACGGGACGCUCAACCUGAAGAAGUGCGCGCACUUCGUCCUGGACGAGUGCGACAAGAUGUUGGAAGAGCUCGACAUGCGCUCGGACGUGCAGGAAAUUUUCAAGGCAACACCGCACGACAAACAAGUGAUGAUGUUCACCGCGACGCUUUCCAAGGAGCUCCGCGCGUUGUGCAAGAAGUUUAUGAAUGAUCCCAUGGAGAUCUUCGUCGACGACGAGACCAAGCUCACGCUUCACGGUUUGGUGCAGCACUACGUCAAGCUCGAGGAGGCGGAAAAGAACCGCAAGUUGAACGAUCUGUUGGACUCCCUCAUGUUCAACCAGGUCGUCAUCUUCGUCUCGAGCGUAUCGCGUUGCAAAGCCUUGGACAGACUCCUGCGAGAGUGCAACUUUCCGUCAAUCGGCAUUCACGGCGACAUGAAGCAAGAGGAGCGUUUGGCGUGCUACAAGUCCUUCAAGGAUGGCGACAAGCGUAUCUUAGUCGCAACUGAUCUCGUCGCUCGCGGGAUCGACAUCGAGCGCGUGAAUAUCGUGAUCAACUACGAUAUGCCCUCCAGCGCGGACACGUACUUGCACCGCGUCGGUCGCGCCGGCCGCUUCGGUACGAAGGGCCUCGCCGUCACCUUCGUCGCCUCCUCCGAGGACACCGAUGUCCUGGCUUCUGUGCACGAGCGCUUUGAGGUCAAGAUCGAAGAGCUUCCGGACGAGAUAGACCAAUCCACGUACAUGCCGAGCUAG
Ostreococcus tauri is the source of this 1461-nucleotide messenger RNA. Its product is annotated as Helicase, C-terminal. The record is from RefSeq and is a predicted model, not a curated record. Lineage: Eukaryota; Viridiplantae; Chlorophyta; Mamiellophyceae; Mamiellales; Bathycoccaceae. Bases 1 to 1461 code for a protein of 486 amino acids. Gene Ontology annotation, molecular function: ATP binding; RNA binding; RNA helicase activity. The transcript has a single exon.